AUGCCGCCUUCCGGGCUGCGGCUGCUGCCGCUGCUGCUGCCUCUGUUACGGCUGUUAGUGUUGACGCCGGGCCGGCCGGCCGCGGGACUGUCCACCUGCAAGACCAUCGACAUGGAGCUGGUGAAGCGGAAGCGCAUCGAGGCCAUCCGCGGCCAAAUUCUAUCCAAGCUGCGGCUCGCCAGCCCCCCGAGUCAGGGGGAGGUGCCGCCCGGCCCGCUACCCGAGUCUGUACUCGCCCUCUACAACAGUACCCGCGACCGAGUGGCCGGGGAGAGCGCGGAGCCCGAACCUGAGCCAGAGACGGACUACUACGCCAAGGAAGUCACCCGCGUGCUAAUGGUGGAAAGCGGCAACAAAAUCUAUGAGAAACUCAGCCAUGCCCCUCACAGCUUAUAUAUUCUCUUCAACACAUCGGAGAUUCGAGAAGCAGUAUCUGAAUCUGUAUUGCUUUCUCGGGCGGAGUUGCGUCUGCUGAGGCUUAAGUUAAAAGUGGAGCAGCGUGUGGAACUGUACCAGAAAUAUAGCAACAAUUCUUGGCGUUACCUCAGCAACAGGCUGCUGACCCCCAGCGACUUUUCGGAGUGGCUGUCCUUUGACGUCACUACAGUUGUGCGGCAGUGGCUGGACCAAGGAGGGGACAUAGAGGGCUUUCGCCUCAGUGCUCACUGCUCCUGUGAUGACAAGGACAACAAACUCCAUGUGGAAUUCAAAGGGCUCAGUAGCAACAACCGAAGGGGUGACCUGGCGACCAUUCACAGCAUGCACCGGCCCUUCCUGCUCCUCAUGGCUACCCCACUGGAGAGGGCUCAGCACCUGCAUAGCUCUCGGACACGGCGGGCACUAGACACCAACUACUGCUUCAGCUCCACAGAGAAGAACUGUUGCGUGCGGCAGCUGUACAUCGACUUUCGCAAGGACCUGGGCUGGAAGUGGAUCCACGAGCCCAAGGGUUACCACGCCAACUUCUGUCUGGGGCCGUGCCCCUACAUCUGGAGCCUGGACACCCAGUACACCAAGGUUUUGGCCCUUUACAACCAGCACAACCCGGGCGCGUCGGCAGCGCCGUGCUGCGUGCCGCAGGCGCUGGAGCCGCUGCCCAUCGUGUACUACGUGGGCCGCAAGCCCAAAGUGGAGCAGCUGUCCAACAUGAUCGUGCGUUCCUGCAAGUGCAGCUGA
Chrysochloris asiatica (Cape golden mole) is the source of this 1176-nucleotide messenger RNA. It is a transcript of the gene TGFB1, whose product is annotated as transforming growth factor, beta 1. Gene Ontology annotation, molecular function: type II transforming growth factor beta receptor binding; growth factor activity; type III transforming growth factor beta receptor binding. Gene Ontology annotation, biological process: transforming growth factor beta receptor signaling pathway; regulation of cell population proliferation; BMP signaling pathway. Gene Ontology annotation, cellular component: extracellular region. The transcript is spliced from 7 exons. NCBI's taxonomy places the organism in Eukaryota, Metazoa, Chordata, Mammalia, Afrosoricida, Chrysochloridae. Bases 1 to 1176 code for a protein of 391 amino acids. The record is from RefSeq and is a predicted model, not a curated record.